AUGGCAGCAGCGGCCAGUGACUUGGCAAGCCCUUCCCAGGCCAUGUGUCCUCCGAGGCACCUAACUUGCCCGCUCUCUGCCUUCCUUCUCUGCAGCGUCCUGAGGCAGAGAGACAAUGUGGACCUGUCCUUCCCGAGACACCCGGAGACAGCCCCGCUCUUUAAUGGUACAAAGAAGGGCACGUUGUAUCUCACUUCACACCGGGUAAUUUUCGUGACUUCCCACUCCAUCACGGACCCCCUGCAUUCGUUUAUGAUGCCGUUUCAUCUGAUAAGUAACUGCACUUUGGAACAGCCGAUCCUUUCCCCCAACUACAUUCAAGGAGAGAUCCAGGCAGCUCCGGAUGGUGGCUGGGAAGGCAAAGCUACCUUCAAGUUAUCCUUCCCCAGUGGAGGUGCCAUUGAAUUUGCCCAGUGGCUAAUGAAGGCUUCCUCUGCCGCUGCCAGAGGAACCCCACUGAGGAUGGUCCAUUACUGGAUCGGCCAUCCAGGAUUGCCUCCAUAUUCACCCAAUGGGCCCCCACCUCCGCCACAUGGGCCCCCACCUCCGCCACAUGGGCCCCCGCCUCUGCCAUACGGGCCCCCACUUCCGCCAUACGGGCCCCCACCUCCGCCAUACGGGCCCCCACCUCUGCCACAUGGGCCCCCACCUCUGCCACGAGAUGACCCGCCUUCUCGCCAGGGCACCGGGAAUCAGUAA
Sorex araneus (European shrew) is the source of this 699-nucleotide messenger RNA. It is a transcript of the gene WBP2NL, whose product is annotated as WBP2 N-terminal like. Gene Ontology annotation, molecular function: chromatin DNA binding; transcription coactivator activity. The transcript is spliced from 6 exons. Bases 1 to 699 code for a protein of 232 amino acids. Gene Ontology annotation, biological process: positive regulation of DNA-templated transcription. Gene Ontology annotation, cellular component: nucleus. NCBI's taxonomy places the organism in Eukaryota, Metazoa, Chordata, Mammalia, Eulipotyphla, Soricidae. The record is from RefSeq and is a predicted model, not a curated record.